UUAUGUCGAAUAAAAUGUGCGCACUAUGCAAAGUGCAUAAAAGAAAUUUAACAUCGGCUUACAAAUAUGUGGACUAUUGUGGUGAACGCAAAAAACUUUCCGAAGUAAUCGCGUUACUGAAACGUGUAGAGAUUUCACAAGUUGAAACUUCGGAUGCCAAAAUAUGUGAAGAUUGUAAUAAAGAUAUUUUAGUAUCUAUAAAAAUAGAAGAGUGCAUAAGGAUUAAUAGAUCAUACGAGAGCCGUUAUUUGAGAUAUGAAAAUGAAUGUAACGGCAUUUAUUCCAUGCCUCUCAAUCCGAAUAUUGUUGAUUUAGAGGCAGUGAAACAAGAACCAAAUGGUAUUAAUAAAGUAAGUUUGGUGAAAGACAUUGAAAAUAUGGAAAAAUUAAUAGAAGAAAAGGAACAAUCUAAGGAGGCUACAGGUUGGAAAUUUGUUGGAGAAGUUUUUGAACAACAACGUAAAUCAAAAACGAAGGCAAUAAAACAACCACCAAAGAUAGAUUUAGCUCCGAUUUGUGGCAUACUACAGGAAAAAAUGAACUAUUCUAAUAAUUCAUUUAUUGGAGUGGUAGAUAUUGGAAAGAGUCACAAUUUAGGUACACCGGAUUUGGAUAAAUAUAAGUCUAAUUACUUUACAGCACAAUCUCCUUUGUCCAACGAUUCAAUUAAUCCUUUGAAUUUCGUAAUCGCACAUCCAUUUGGGGACGAAAAUAAAAACGAUACUGGAGUAACUGACUCUGCUACGGAAAGUAAACCGGGUAUAUUCGAUGAAAAUGCAAAUAAAUAUAGUGCUGAUGAAACUAUAAAGAUACUAAAACAAAUUUCUGAAAAUGCUGUCACAAAACAACAAUUUCAAGACUCUAUAGCAAAUAAAAGAUUUCUUGAAGUUAAAUUGGUUGACUUAGCUGAUUGUACUAUUAAAAGCAACUCCGAUACAGUCGGUAAAAGUACACAAAAACAUAAUAUUGAUAAAACUGAAAACGUAUUUAAAAAGUCUGCUAAGAAGACUAAAUCAAAACAUCAUGCCAAUGGCUUAAAGAAAGCUAACAAGGGCACGAAAUUUGGAUUAGUAAAGUUAACCGAUUAUGUUAUUGAUUGCAACUCACCUCCAUUUGAUGAAAGUCCCCAGAAAUCUUCUACGGAAGUUAUCACAAAACAUAUUGAUACUAGCUCUAAGGCAUAUCAAGAAAUUAAUGACAUUCAAUUAAAUACAUUUAAUAAAUGUGCUCUAAAUGAGAAAUGGAAUAUAUUGAGUUGUUAUGGAAGUUACGAUUAUCAAGAACAAGUGGAUCAGUACUGUAACCAAAAUAUUGAACUAAGUUCGAUGUUUAAGAUUUCAAAAGAUUUCACAAUAGAUAAAAAAAUAUUUAAUAUCAAUAAUGGAUUCAAAAUAGAAAAAAAAAGGAGACAACAUUCAGUUCCUGAAAUAGUGUCACUAUUUAGUAGAAAUUAUUUCUAUAACACCGAUGCUUUCAUAAAUUACUGUAUGAACUUUGUUGUUAAAGAUGAAUUGAUGGAAAAUAUUGAACUGGGUGCAGAAAAAAUAAAUAUAAUCCAGAAAGCAAUUGUUUAA
Messenger RNA from Teleopsis dalmanni, 1574 nucleotides. RefSeq lists its product as uncharacterized. The coding region runs from base 3 to 1574 and encodes 523 amino acids. The transcript is spliced from 2 exons. Lineage: Eukaryota; Metazoa; Arthropoda; Insecta; Diptera; Diopsidae. The record is from RefSeq and is a predicted model, not a curated record.